Cynara cardunculus var. scolymus (artichoke) is the source of this 1389-nucleotide messenger RNA. RefSeq lists its product as uncharacterized. NCBI's taxonomy places the organism in Eukaryota, Viridiplantae, Streptophyta, Magnoliopsida, Asterales, Asteraceae. The transcript has 3 exons. The record is from RefSeq and is a predicted model, not a curated record. Bases 1 to 1389 code for a protein of 462 amino acids.
AUGGCUGCAAGGGCUUCAUUUUCUAAUGAGUCUAGUUUAGUUAAGAUGCCAUUGCCCAAAUCUCUAUUGCUCAAGGAUUAUCUACUUGAUGAUCUGAGCUCCUGUUCUUCCAAUGGCUUCAGAUCGUAUCCUCGCCGGCAAUGUUUCACCACCGUCCGUUAUCUAAUCGAAAUCGAUCUUAAUAAACACAUGAAGCUUCCGCCAAAGCAAAAGCAGUUUCUUAAAAGCAAAUCAAAAGCGAAAGAGAAACCGAAAUUGAAGUCGAAGUCGAGAUCGAAAUCGAAAUCUGUGUCAGUGCUGCACAAAGCUUCUGCUGCUGUGGUUAAUGUUUUUAAGCACUUCCAGUGCUCCGGCAAGCCUAGGAAAACUUGUUUUCUACCAAGGAAUCUGUCUCGGAAGCUAUCGAAGCAUGGCUUCUGGAAGAAAACAAGCAAUCAUCAAAAUAAACACUUCGAAAGGUUGAAAUCGUUCGAUGAAUCGAUCAAAGAGAAGGAGAACAGCCUACCUCCGUCGUCAAAAGUUUCAACCGCUGUCACCACCACCACCACCACAAGUAACAGCGACAGCUCAGCUUCAUCGGAUAGCUACUUUACCGCCACAUCUGAUUCUUCUACCACUGGCGAUUCUUCGAAGAUCAAUGUAGCUCAAAACGACGUGGAGGAAAGUAAGCAGCAAGCAACGGAGAAGAAAAACACGGCAAACGGAAAAAAAGUUGGCGGAGCCACCGCAACCGCCUCCGUUGAGUCUACUGCCAAUGGAAACGCAAAGAAUGAGGAGAAAGAGCAGUUUAGUCCAGUUUCAAUGAUGGAUUUUCCAUGCGAUGAUGAAGAUGAGGUCACUUCACCUUUCCAACAUAGCCACAUAUAUGUCAAAGGAAGGAAACAAAAACUCAUGCCCAAGGUUCGAAGAAGUAGGAUUCGUGCUCAGCUAGAACCUACCCGAUUAGAAGACAGAAUCGCUUUGUCUGAGUCCAAAACACCAUAUUCACCACUUCAAUCCUCCUUGCAAAAUGGACUAGAGUCCGAUCAAGAAAAAUAUCAGAUUGAAAAGAAAGCAGUUGCAUUGCUUCAACUAUUGAAAGCAACGAUGCCUUCUGAUAAUCUUUUUGAAUCCACGAUCACAGAUAAUAUUUUGUUAGGAUUCUUUAUCGAACAAAUUAACCAAGGAAAUGUCUCAAACUUGGCAAUACUGCAAGAAGCCAAAGAUUGGAUGAAUGGGAAUACAAGAAAAUGGUUGGAGUCUCAGAAUUACAAGAUAACAUAUAUAACAGAUAUGGAGAAGAAGGGACUGAAGUGGUUGAAGUAUGAUGAUGAAGAGGUCGGUUUGGAGUUGGAGUAUGAAGUUUUUACUUCUCUAGUCGAUGAGAUGUUACUAGAAUUUUAUUUCUAG